CUUUCAUCCAUAAGUUGUAGUGAUAUUUGCUUCAUAUACAGGUGAAUAAUGCAGCAGUAAUUGGAUUAAAUGUGGAUAUGACUGCUGUUGGAGCUUCUACAAGUAGUAAACAUGGAUUAUACAUAAACUGGAGUGAGGUUUCAACUCAAAAUUAUGAACUGGCAGAAGAAUGCUUGAAGAUAAAUUACUAUGGUGCAAAAAAUAUGGUCGAAGCAUUCAUGCCUCUCCUUCAGUUAUCCGACUCAGCAAGGAUCGUCAAUGUCUCCUCUUCCUCGGGUAAGUUAAAGUUCGUUUCCAAUGAAUGGGCCAAAGGAAUAUUAAGCGACGCCAAUAGUCUCACUGAAGAAAAAGUUGACAUGGUUCUGAACGAGUUAUUAACAGAUAUGGGAGCAAGUUUGUUAGAAGACAAAGGCUGGCCUUCGAUUCUUGCUGCUUAUACAUUAUCAAAAGCCGCAAUGAAUGCUUACACAAGGAUACUGGCAAAGAAAUACCCCAAUUUAUCGAUCAAUUCUAUCUGCCCUGGCUAUGUGAAAACUGAUCUGAAUUGCAAUAGAGGCGUCUUAAGUGUCGAAGAAGGAGCUGAGAGUCCUGUGUGGCUCGCGCUAUUGCCCGAUGGAGCUCCUUCUGGGUUCUUCUUUUCUAGGAAGGACAUAUCGCCUUUUUGAUUGUCUCUUCGUCUUCAUGCUCUUUCAUUCUCCAUAGGUUAUUUUGGUUCAAAUGUAAUAAAUUGUGUUAUGUUCCUUGGUGGCCUUUGGUGGUUGUGAAGUAAACUUAAUGUGUAACAGCCAAAAAGCUAUUGUAUGAUUCUCCUGCUGGACAAUGCCUGCAGAAAGUCUUCUUGA
Olea europaea var. sylvestris is the source of this 842-nucleotide messenger RNA. RefSeq names its product (+)-neomenthol dehydrogenase-like. The transcript is spliced from 3 exons. NCBI's taxonomy places the organism in Eukaryota, Viridiplantae, Streptophyta, Magnoliopsida, Lamiales, Oleaceae. Gene Ontology annotation, cellular component: membrane. The coding region runs from base 78 to 665 and encodes 195 amino acids. The record is from RefSeq and is a predicted model, not a curated record.